Molecule: messenger RNA, 423 nt
Organism: Fonsecaea erecta
Lineage: Eukaryota; Fungi; Ascomycota; Eurotiomycetes; Chaetothyriales; Herpotrichiellaceae
Exons: 1
Coding region: 1-423 (140 amino acids)
Source: RefSeq, a predicted model, not a curated record
AUGGACGUCUUCACCAGACUUGCUUCCGGAAUCUACCUGUGCCGACCCAGUCGAGGAGACCACCACCACCAUCACCACAGACAAGCUCCGCGCGGCCGAUUCCAUAUCCACGGCAUCAUCCUCCAGGACGUCCGCGACGAAGACCUCUAUCGCAAAAUCGCCCACGCCAGCGACCGCGUGGCGGAAGCGAAGGCAACGUACGAAUCCCUACGCAAGCGACGCCAGGCGCUGCGCGAGCAGGUGCUGCAGCUGGAUGCGCAGAUGGAGGCCGAACAGAGAGAGAUAGCGCGUCUGCGGGAGUUUCGUGGCAAGUGUGUGGACGAACAGAAGGCGAGGGAGAGGGACCAGGAGGAGAGAAGGAGGGGAAGGGCGCCGUGGGAGCACGUCAGAAAUGUGAGGCGGAGUCCCCGACACAGCUGGUGA